Molecule: messenger RNA, 4136 nt
Organism: Micropterus salmoides (largemouth bass)
Lineage: Eukaryota; Metazoa; Chordata; Actinopteri; Centrarchiformes; Centrarchidae
Product: germ cell-specific gene 1-like protein
Exons: 5
Coding region: 136-1050 (304 amino acids)
Cellular component (GO): plasma membrane
Source: RefSeq, a predicted model, not a curated record
GCAUGCAUAAUUAGCCGCGGAUAUAUUAUCGGGAAUAACCGGAUUAUGAGGAUUUGAGGAGUAGAAAUCGCCAGAAUCCGGUAUCAUACAAGGCGAGGGAUUAAGUUAGACGUCUUCACUCCUCCUGUCGCCGUUAUGGGGAUAGACCGGCGGCGGAGAGCAUCUCUGGCUCUCACCUUGAACUUCCUCGCUUUGUUUCUGGCCGUGUCGGCUCUCACCACCAGCUACUGGUGCGAGGGGACGCGGAAAGUGGUGAAGCCGUUCUGCACCGGCCCGGUCACCACCAGGCAGUCGUUCUGCAUCAGGUUCAACAGCUCCAACGUCAACGACACGCGGCUGGUGCAGUACAUCUGGGAGACCGGCGAGGAUAAGUAUUUGAUGAGGAAGUUUCACACCGGCAUCUGGUUCUCUUGCGAGGAGAACAUCAACAUGACCGGCGAGAAAUGCAGAAGUUUCCUAUAUGUUGCACCUUCAAAUGAAAGAGGAGUGCUGUGGCUGUGCAUUGUUGCGGAGUGCCUGUACAUCCUCCUGCUGGCCACCGGAGGCAUCCUCAUGUCCAUAGAGGUGUGUCACUUUGGCAAUGUCAUCGACGGCCUCAAGCUCAACGCCUUCGCUGCCAUAUUCACUGUGCUCUCAGGUCUGUUGGGUAUGGUGGCCCACAUGAUGUUCACCACAGCCUUCCAGCUGACUGUCAGCCUGGGCCCAGAGGACUGGAAACCUCAAACGUGGGACUACAGCUGGUCGUACAUUUUGGCGUGGAGCUCCUUCACAGCCUGCAUGGCGUCCUCAGUCACCACCAUCAACCGCUACACCAAAACCAUCCUGGAGUUCAAGCACAAGCGCAGGAACAUUGAGAAGAACCUGAAGAUCAAGCAGAAGCUGCUGGAGCUGGACUCUCCGGAGCAGGUGUGGGACAUGUACAUCAGCUCAGUGCCGAGCACUGCCGAGGAGCUGCUGGAUCUGUCGUCCAACGGCCGCAAACUCUCCAACGCCUCCAUCUUCCUGGACCUCAACGACCUGCCGGACCCACAGGGAGAGGAGUACUGCUAGAGGAGUAGCGUGUAGCAUUUUCAAACAUCAGCAGGUCGUUGUCACAUUGAACGUGGUACAAUAAUAUAAUUACUGUAAACAAAAUGAGACCAUGGUUGAGAGCUCUGAGGGCUUUGUUAGCUGGCUUUAAAAAACCUAAAACCCCAAUCACAAGUAAUUGGUGAUUUUAUUUGUUGACUGAAGGUUUCUUCAUUAGGCUCUGUGCACGUUCCCAUAAAAGGUGGUGUUUGACACGUCAUUACACUUGUCCAGAAAAUGGAGAAAUGGCGUGCCGCCUACUUCGGUCAAGAGGAACAGGUUGUUUUAAUGGAGCGCAGUGAGGAAUAUAAAUAUUACAGCAAAAAGCAACUCUGUUGCUGCAAAGAAGUGAAAAGAGAAAUUCUGGCAGAAAAACCAGACAAAUCAAAGUGAAAUGAAUUUUAUCGAUAUUACAUCAUGCAUGUUGAAUACCAAUGGACUAAUCAGUUUUCUAAUCUGUUUUUCAGUUAGCUGCAACACCAGCAGUGCAAAACAGACAAAUCAGGACAGAGCAUAAAAACAGCAUCUCUGUAGUCUGUAGUUGCUGUCCUUUCAUCAUUCCUUUAGUGUAUGGAUGAUAUGUUGUGUAAAAGUGUCAAUAUUACCUGAAGCAAAGAGGAACAAAAUAUUUUCUGCAUCAACCAAAUAAUGGAGGUUCCCGUGGCAAAAAGUGGAAUUACAGGGCUUUAUCCUGUGGCGUUGUUUUGAUAUAUAACAUAUUCCUUUAGUUGAGAAUCACUGAUAGAGGAUAUUAUUAGGAUAUUAGAGGCUCAUAUUCCUUCAGGAAAAGAAUUAGUGAAAGGGCCAGGCGCUAUUUCCUGCCAAUUUAAAUCUGAAAUUCUGAACAUGACUUCCUCGGAGCAGGUUAGGUGUGCAGCAUAAGUUACCGUGUUUCAUUCAUUCAUUACUUUUAACUCGUUUUGAACUUGACUAACUCAAGUCAAGUCUGUGAAUUAUAACGUGGGUCUUUAGCUGCAGCUAGAAACAGCUUUAAACAUUUUGUAGAGCUGAAUGGAACAACUGAGUCGGGGGCUAAUUCUCUGUGGGUUUUGGACUAACCAGCAACAGCUUUAACGCCAUUACACAUAGUCAUUAAAGCCGUUGUUCAAAUAAAAAUAUUUUAAAGUUGAACAUACAUUUCACAUUUUGGCUUUCUUUCCCUGAACAUCACAUUAAUAGAUUUUAUCAACUUGUUGUUACAUGUAACUUUUGAUUUUGGUGGAAAUCAAAUUGUCCUCAAAGGUAAUGAUCAAUGACUACAUCAACUUACUUUUUGAGGCCUCCACUAUUCCAUGUCCUGUAGUGGAAGUUCUUUUGAUGAUUUUGUAUCACUCAUGUUAACCAGCUAGGUUAACACAGUAGUUAGCUAACUCACUGAUAACAGACUGAUAACCUACCGUAGUUCAAAAUCAGAAUCCUACUGUUGUGGGCAGCCAGACAAAUCAUAUUGUUUCCUUGCAAUCGCUUUGUGGCCCAGUAUCAGCCAUCUGCCAGAUGUACCAUUUACAUUAAAUUAGAUCUCAGUUUUCCAAGGCUCUUUGGAAAGUCUAACUUUGUCUAAUUAUAAUGGAGAGGAUUACUUGCUCCAUCAUUACAAUUACCAAGAACUCUUCUGUUCCUCCAGCAGAGCACUCCAGCAAAUUCCCCCACCAAAGCCAAUCACAUGGUCAGUGGUCUCAGUUGUUCACAGAAACUAUACUAAUGUCUCACAGUUGAUGUGGUAAUGAUGUAUUGAUGCUAAAAUGUUACAUGUAGCACCUUUAAAGACCCGCACUCAACCCACCAUAUUGUAUCUUUUUAACCACUGGAGUGUACACCUGCUAACACAAUUGUAGAUGUACAAUUGUGUUAGCAGGUGUACACUAUACCUCUGCAGUGCACCAUAGCAGUAUACCGUAGCAAUACUGCUGUGUGGAUCACUGCUUUAACCCUGUGAGUUAAAGAGAGAGCAAAGCCGAGGACAGGAGUAACAAACCAAGAGUCAACUCAGUACAAAGAUAACGCUCUGUGGAGAGGACAGCGGCCUGAUCAAUGGUCUCCCUCAGCCAACACUCUUCCAUCCAAAACUAGCACACUCUAAUGACUCCCAAGCCGCUUGGCUCCGUGCCUGUUGGAUUUUAUUCAUUGAGGAGAAUGUCCAUGACUCUCUGUGACUCACUCAGCUACAGAUACACAUCGCUGGACUGCCCAGUGAUGAGAAGCUCCACACACAGGAUUCUAAUACGGCACACAUACUGGAUAUGAGUGUGAUGAUACACUGCCUCCACCCAACAUGUGAACCAAAAUAGCAUUACGUAGCUUAAAACACACCGCGUCAGGUGUUAAUCCCUGUACUACAGUAUUUCCAGUAUUUGUCUCGCCAUGGAAGAAGGGAAGUACCAGAAGGUGGACCUGAGGGCUGUUCACCCACACAGGAAUACAAAGAAUGUGUAAUGAAUGAGUGUUACAUAGGAGGAGGUUGCCUAUAGGGCAUGCUGAGUGCCUUUACUUACAGCAGCAUGCCUCUGAUCAAACAGCAUGCUCCGCACCCCCAACAAUUUAACCAGGGCAAUGCUGUUUCUCCAACUAAUAACUGCUUUAGAGGAAACAUGUAGCUGUCUGUGCAAACUGCCAAAACUCAUCAGCGGGAGGAGCACACGUCUUUUGAAGCUCUCUGUGUAAUAUGUACUUGAUAAGGGGGUCCUUUUCGUAUGUAGUCACACAAAUUGUAUUGAUGGAGAAACAGAGACCAGGAUUGUUGUUGUCAAUUUUAAGUGCAUUUGAAAAUGUAUAUUAUAUAUUUGUGUAUUUUAUUUAUUUGUUCAAUUCAAAGUGAGGUGUAUUGUAGACAACUUAAAGAUUUACUCUGGUUCAGUUUAAAUUCUAUUUCAUCACCCUGGGUUGCAUUAUAUGCUGAAGCAUGGACUGUUGUGUUUUUGUGUUUGUCAGACUUAUUUACAGUGGCACUUCUUGUGUAGUGUUCAGUAGUUACAUUGUUGUGGAUAAUUAUUUGCAACCUGAUAUAUUGAUAUGAAUACAUUUCUAUGAAAAGUUAUUAUUUAAAGGCAAAUGAGGAGGGAACAUCAUAA